Peniophora sp. CBMAI 1063 is the source of this 438-nucleotide messenger RNA. NCBI's taxonomy places the organism in Eukaryota, Fungi, Basidiomycota, Agaricomycetes, Russulales, Peniophoraceae. The record is from the annotation of a GenBank genome assembly.
AUGGCACGCACUGUAGCGCAGGUUACCUAUAGCUCCACCACCAAUGGUGUGCAUAGCGACGAAGCCUCGGGCCAUCCUGAAGAUUCCGUGCAUACCUACCCUACUUUCCUUGCCGGGGUCCACCGUGCAGCGGUCGAGGACAUCAUCGAAGACUUGGUCACUUUCCUGACCUCUGCCGGCGUCGAUGCGCGUUUCAUGCCGAGGCUGCGCAAUGAUCUCCAGACCAUGGGGGUCGACAUGCCCGUUGACGAGUUUGCGCAAGUGGUUGCGCUUCUCAGGUCGGACUUCGAAGAGGGCGUGCGAUUGAUGAACAUGCACGGGAGGUUGUAUCAUUUGGCUUAUGUGGUCAUGGAGCAUCCUCUGGCAAUGUUCAGAGUACUCUGUUAUGGCGUCUACGAUAUAGUGAGAGCAGAGAUCCGCAGACUGCUCAUGCUGUAG